AUGAACAUCCAACGGUUCUCCAACUUAAUCUCAAUAAGAACAAGGGAGAUCUCCAAGAGGAUCCAAAGGGCCCUUAAUGAGAUAAGUGAGAACAUACAGCGCGAAUAUCAACAGCACCAAGGUCAAGAAGGAGCACCAGGAUCACCACGGCAACGGCAACGUCAACGUCAACGUCAACCGGCUUAUGCUCCGGUGCCAGUGCCUGUGCCAGCUAGAAAUAGCAGACCCAACAACCCUUUUGUGCGCCAGUUCAGUACAUCUGCUCGUGCGUACUCUUCAAACCCCAACUGGACAAGAGCAAACCCCACAUCAUGGUUCCAAAAAUACAACCUUUUCUUGAGAAAAGUGACGAGAUUGGGUUCCAAGUCAAAGAUAUUGACUACAUUGAACCAUGGGUUUUUGUACCACAACUUUUCACAAACUUAUCAAAACCCAUUCAGGUUAAAGAUUUAUCAACGCAAUUUGAAACAGACUUAUAGAUCAUUGUUUAAUAACUUGCGGGAGAGGUAUCAAGUUUACAACAAGGGAACAGUAUCACAAGAGGGUCAAGUUUUGAAGACACUCAGAUUGAACUUGUCAUUGUCUGCUGAAAAUCAUCACUUUGUCACCAGAUUGGCCAAAACUGACUCAUCAGCAUCAAAGCAAGAAAAGAUCGAAGCAAAUGCCCAUUUUACCAGUUGCUUUAUUGCGUUUCCAUUAAACUUCAGUUUAAACAUUCCAAAUGAAACGUUUUUGUCGGAGGAAGUUGUUGAUGAAAUGAUGUACAGUGUCCAACGCUUCGAAACCAAGUUGCAAAGCUUUAAGCAAGAUCUCCACAAUUUGUUUGAAUUGGGCGAGUUGCCAAUGAAGUAUGUGGACAACACGAUUAGAGUUUACUUUCCAAAUUGCGAUAAAGAGAAGUUGGAGAACCUUUGUCAAGAAAAGGGCAUAGUUGGGGGUAUAAUUGUUGAAGAGGAGUCGGAUGUACCAGUUGGUGAAGCAAGGGUGAACCCCACACCAGUGGACUUGUUGAGCUCAACAAAUAGUGGUGGCAGCACUUACUCGAGUGACAUUUUGAGCACAGACUCCAGUGAGAUGGAUCAUCAUUUGUCCCCACAUGUAAUCAGACCUGUUGAGGUACCUUUGCAACAAGUAAUCAGUGUCAACGAGGAUUAUCACUGGGUUUAG
Molecule: messenger RNA, 1167 nt
Organism: Lodderomyces theae
Lineage: Eukaryota; Fungi; Ascomycota; Pichiomycetes; Serinales; Debaryomycetaceae
Exons: 1
Coding region: 1-1167 (388 amino acids)
Biological process (GO): proteasome assembly
Molecular function (GO): proteasome binding
Source: RefSeq, a predicted model, not a curated record